Choloepus didactylus (southern two-toed sloth) is the source of this 948-nucleotide messenger RNA. RefSeq names its product olfactory receptor 8H1-like. Gene Ontology annotation, cellular component: membrane. Lineage: Eukaryota; Metazoa; Chordata; Mammalia; Pilosa; Megalonychidae. Gene Ontology annotation, molecular function: odorant binding; olfactory receptor activity; G protein-coupled receptor activity. Gene Ontology annotation, biological process: sensory perception of smell; G protein-coupled receptor signaling pathway. The coding region runs from base 1 to 948 and encodes 315 amino acids. The transcript has a single exon. The record is from RefSeq and is a predicted model, not a curated record.
AUGGGAAAUAGGAAUAACACAGAUAUAACUGAAUUCAUCCUUUUGGGAUUGACUGACUCUGAGGUGAUCUGUCAGGUCCUCUUUAUGUUAUUUCUCUUGAUAUACCUGAUUACCCUUCUAGGGAAUGCAGGGAUGAUAAUGAUAAUUUACUUGUAUCUCCAGCUUCACACUCCCAUGUAUUACUUCCUGAGUAACCUGUCAUUUCUUGACAUCUGUUACUCAACAGUCAUCACUCCUAAAACUUUAGAGAACUUACUGACUUCUAACAAGUAUAUUUCAUUCAUGAGCUGCUUCACUCAGAUGUAUUUUUUUGUCCUCCUCUGUGUCACUGAAUUUUUCCUUCUUUCUUCAAUGGCUUAUGACCGCUAUGUAGCUAUCUGUAAUCCUCUUAACUACCAGGUUGUUAUGUCUGCAAGACUCUGCCAUGCCCUCAUCAUUGGAUCCUAUGUGAUUGGCAGUACUGAAUCCUUAGUCAAUGUUCUUUGCAUGAACAGUUUCCAUUACUGCAAAUCCAAUGUAAUCUAUCACUUUUUCUGUGAUGUUCCCCCAAUAUUAGCCCUGUCAUGCACUGACACUCAAGACCUUGAAAUCAUGAUACUAGUUAUUGCUGGUUUAAAUGAAUUGUUGUCUCUUAUUACAAUCUCUGUUUCCUACAUGUCCAUUCUGUCUACUAUCCUGAAAAUUAAUUCCACUUCAGGAAAGCACAAAGCCUUCUCUACUUGUGGCUCCCACCUCCUGGGAGUCUCCAUCUUUUAUGGCACUACAAUUUUUACUUAUUUAAAACCAAAGAAAUCCUACUCCUUGGGAAGGAAUCAAGUGGCCUCUGUGUUUUAUACAAUGGUGAUCCCCAUGCUGAAUCCACUCAUUUAUAGCAUUAGGAACAAAGAAGUGAAAAAUGCCCUCAUUAGAGUCAUGCAGAAGAGAGAAGGCUCCAGGAAGUUGAAAUAA